Staurois parvus is the source of this 453-nucleotide messenger RNA. NCBI's taxonomy places the organism in Eukaryota, Metazoa, Chordata, Amphibia, Anura, Ranidae. The record is from the annotation of a GenBank genome assembly.
UUCAGUAACAUGUUCAGUAACUUCCGGUAACAGGUUCGCUAUCUCUCAGUAACCAGUGGAGUACUGCUCUGCUUAGGCACAAUGUGGGUCCCAGCCAUAUGCUAUCACUGUCCUUAACCCCCCUGGCGGUAUUCCCGAGUGUAGCUCGGGGUAAAGUUUCAGUACCACAAGCGGUAACCCCGAGCUACACUCGGGAAUACUAUGCAGCGCUGCUCCGCGAUCCCUCGAUCACUUACCUUGUCCUGCGCUCCCCGCGAUGUCCCUCCUGCAGUGUCCCCGGCAAUGUAAUCCGGCGGAUGCCGGCAUCUGUCAUCUGGGUUCUGUCCCCUGUGAGCGUCGGGAUGUACGGGGGACGGAACGGCGGGAAAUUUAAAAAUGACAAAAAGUGACAUUCACUAAAAUCACUAAAAUCACAUAGUAAAACAUUACUGUAUCAAACCAUUUCACAUACAU